AUGCCAAGGGUGCCAGCUAUCUCCCCGGCGACGGGCCAACCGACUUCGCCUCACUUCAUUCACACCACCGACGCCCAUUUCGUCGACAACGCUGGUCGUACGAUCCUCCUGCGCGGCGUCAACCUCUCUGGCGCGGACAAGGCUCCUGUCGACGCCCAAUCACAGCAACUAGAUGGUUUCUGGGAGGCAGGCGAAAGCGGGGAAGAGAGCUUUGUCGGGCGCCCGCUCAAUCUCGACGACGGAUCCGCCGAUGUCCACCUCGCUCGUCUCAAGGGAUGGGGUUACAACAUGCUGAGAUACGUCGUCACUUGGGAGGCGCUAGAACAUGCAGGCCCCGGCAAGUAUGACUACGAGUUCAUGGAAUACACCGUCCGUGUCCUUCGAAAGUGCAAGGAAUAUGGCUUCAAGGUGUAUCUGGAUCCUCAUCAGGACAUAUGGUCGCGCUUCUCUGGAGGCUCUGGUGCUCCGUACUGGACCCUACCCGCCUGCGGUAUCAACCCCCGCAACUUCACCGCGACGCAAUCCGCUAUUCUACACUCUGAAUACCCCACUCCAGCGGAUGCCAACCCCGCCGACCUGCCCGCCAUGAUCUGGAGCACAAACUAUGGUCGUCUCGCUUCUCAAACCCUCUUCACCCUCUUCUUCGCCGGCCGUGAAUUUGCCCCCAAGUGCAUAAUCGACGGACAGAACAUCCAAGACUACCUCCAGUCGCACUUCAUCGCCGCGUUCGCGCAGCUCGCGGACCGCAUCCGUAACGCGGGCGACCUGCUAGAAGAGUGCGUCAUUGGCUGGGACAGCAUGAACGAGCCAUACGAAGGCUUCUGCGGCUAUGCGGACCUCAACACCGUACCGACGAAGCAGGGCUCGACGCUGAAGAAGGGCUCGUUCCCCACCCCCGCGCAGUCGCUGCGGCUCGGCGUCGGCCGUGCGCAGACUGUCGACAACUGGAAGUUCACGACGAUGGGUCCGAAGCGCGACGGAACGGUGACCAUCGACCCACAAGGGCAGAAGAUGUGGGCGGACCCCGAGUCCGAAGUCGGCGGCGUCCACCCGAAGUGGGGCUGGCGGCGCGACCCUGGCUGGAAGCUUGGGACAUGCAUAUGGGCGCUGCAUGGGGUGUGGGAUAUUGAGAGUGGCGCUGUGCUCAUCCCGGACUACUUCCGCUACCGCGCUGACGGCCAGGAGGUCGUGUUCAUCGACGACUUCUGGCGGCCUCAUUGGCAGGAUUUCGCUAUGCGCAUGCGGGAGUCCCAUCCCGAGGCGAUCUUGUUCGUAGCCCCACCCGUAUUCGUCCCUCCUCCGGAGAUCAGCGAAGACUAUCUCAAGGGCCGUUGCUGCCUGUCUACCCACUACUACGAUGGCCUCACCCUCGUCACACGGCACUGGAACUGGUUCAACGCUGACGCACUGGGCAUACUCCGCGGCAAGUAUUCGUCAAAUCUCCCCGCGGUGAAGAUUGGAGAGCGCGCGAUCCGCAAAUCGCUACAAGAGCAGCUCGGCUAUCUGAAGGCCGACGCGGAGAUCCUCGGCGCGUAUCCAACCAUCAUUGGCGAGAUUGGCAUUCCGUACGACAUGGACGGCAAGAAAGCGUACGGCUACACGGACGGCGGGAAGUACAAGGGCGACUUUUCCAACCAGCAGAAGGCGCUUGACGCGAGCCUGAACGCCGCCGAUGGCCCGAACGCGCUCAACUACACGAUCUGGAACUACUGCCCGGAUAACUCGCACGCAUGGGGCGAUGGCUGGAACAUGGAGGACCUGAGCGUCUGGAGUCCGGACGACCUGCGCCCGACGACUCAGUAUCGGAUGCAGAAGGGUGACGCGUUCCCCAGCGCUGGACACAAUAAACUUCGCCGCAGCGCUACACCGUCUACCGGGUCGAGCCUCUCCCUCUCCACGAUCGUUCCGGAGAGCCCUGCGAGCGACGACACCGCUGUUUCGUCGCGUAUGCCCGCUCCGAACCCGUUCGCACAUUGGGACAGUGCAUACGACUUCCUCACGGACGGGACGCGCGCUGCGAAAGCGUUCUGCAGACCCUUCCCUACCGCAGUCGUCGGCAUCCCGUCCGACAUUCAGUUCGACCUCUCCAAGGCGGAGUUCAAGCUCACCGUGCGUGUCCGCCCGGAAGAUGCACCUCGGCGAGAAGGCCUCGGGCUCAGAACCUUCGUAUCCUUGCGGCACGACGAAGCGGAGUUACCAACGGAGAUAUACGUGCCCCUGGUACACUACGCAAGCGGCAAGGCACUCUCAACCCCGCAACGUGAACAGUCACCUGCCUCCUCCCACCACGGUCCGCUCUCCAAGUCCUUCGAUACUCUCACCGGCGUGAACUCCGGCCACGCUGUAGAUCCGUUGAGGCUGCUCUCUGACGACCCCCAUCUCCUUGCGCUCGACGUCGACAUCUCGGCUGGACGCUGGACGCUCGAGGGCCAGACGCUCAAGUGGUGGUACCCCGUCCCUUCCUCUGGCCAGGCCCGCGAAUAUACGAUCACCGUCCGCCGGGCUGGCGGAGCGAUUAAGACCGCCGAGGAGCAGGCUAGCGCCUGCUCAUUAUGGGGCAUGCUGUCCUCCUGCUUCGGCUGGUGCUGCACCGUCAUGUAG
Molecule: messenger RNA, 2601 nt
Organism: Trametes versicolor FP-101664 SS1
Lineage: Eukaryota; Fungi; Basidiomycota; Agaricomycetes; Polyporales; Polyporaceae
Product: glycoside hydrolase
Exons: 3
Coding region: 1-2601 (866 amino acids)
Biological process (GO): ergosteryl 3-beta-D-glucoside catabolic process
Molecular function (GO): steryl-beta-glucosidase activity
Source: RefSeq, a predicted model, not a curated record